Saccostrea echinata is the source of this 1668-nucleotide messenger RNA. RefSeq lists its product as uncharacterized. Gene Ontology annotation, molecular function: translation repressor activity; ubiquitin protein ligase activity; zinc ion binding. Lineage: Eukaryota; Metazoa; Mollusca; Bivalvia; Ostreida; Ostreidae. The record is from RefSeq and is a predicted model, not a curated record. The transcript has a single exon. Gene Ontology annotation, biological process: protein polyubiquitination; negative regulation of translation; proteasome-mediated ubiquitin-dependent protein catabolic process. The coding region runs from base 1 to 1668 and encodes 555 amino acids.
AUGGAGCACUUGGUUGAUGAAGUAACCACUGCCCAGGUUUUGAUUCCAUGUUUUCUUUGUCCAAACAAAGCUGAACUCAUCUGCAACACGUGUAAAUUCAAUUUAUGUGUUACUUGUGCUGGGCAGCAUGUAAUAUCUUUGCCUACUCAAAACCAUGACGUUAUCAAGUACUCUAUGAAAUAUAAAUUUUUCCCACAGCCAUGCUGUUCCAUUCAUUCUGAUCAGAGGUGUGAAAUUCAUUGUCAGCAAUGUAACCUUCCCAUUUGCAGUGAUUGCAUCGUAUCCAAAGCUCACUCUGAACACGAAUUGAGCAAGAUAAAUGAAGUUUAUGCUGUUAAGGAGAAAACCAUUUACAAUGAAAUAGAAUUUCUAAAAUGCAUAAUAGCUCCAGAAGUGAGAAAUAUCGUUGAACAGAUACAAAAAGACAUUUUGGAACUGCCAAAAAACAGCAUCAAAUUGAAAUCAAAUGUAACCAAGCAUGGAGAGGAACUACAUAGAACUGUGGAAUGCGCCAUCAAAAAGCAACUUGAAAAUAUUGAUGCUGCAGAAAAACAAGAUUUGGAUAACCUCAAGAACAAUUUGUCUGAGUUUCAAAAACUUCUGGAUAAUAUUCAUGAAAUCAUAAAGAAAAACGAAGAGAUAAUUGCAACAAGGACUGAUCAAAUAUUUACUUUUGAAUCGCAGCUGGAAGUAAUGUCACAAAUUCCCCAGAGACUAUACAUUUCAUUCGCCCAGUUCCAGCCGGCAUCAGCACCUAUGAAUGAGGUCUGCAAAUUAAUGGGGAAUCUUCAAUCGUCGACUUUAAAAUACACGACAGAAAUCGAUUGGGCUAGCAAAUUACAUUUUUAUAACAAUUUCCUUGCAACACCCUCUGUCACCACCGACAUAGAUACAGAAUGCUGCCCUCUGUACCGAAUCAGUUGUUUGAAAAACGAGAAGGCUUGGAUAAAUGGAAAUGAUGACACACUGAGAGAAAUUAACCCCACGGGAUUAGUGCUUAGAAAAGUGACUGCACAAGGGAGUAUUCCAUUUGGUUUGGCAACUACCAGAACAGGGGAACUUCUUUACACAGAUUAUAGCGAGAAAAGCGUCAAGAUGUUAAACGAUGGAAAAUUAAGGACCCUCAUUAGGUGCGUCUGGAUACCAUCUGGUAUAUGUGUAUCCUCCUCAGGAGAUAAAUUUGUCGCAUUAUGCAAUGAUAGAAUUUCAAAUCUACAAUUCAUUGUCAUGCAGUAUUCUGGUGGCAUCAUUAAACAUACAUUCCAAUUUGACGAACAGAAACAGAAUCUUUUUGCAACCGAGGGGCCUUACAAAUGCCUUCAAAUUGCACUUAACAAAAAUGGAGAUAUCUGCAUUGUAGACUGGAAUGGUGCAGCAGUGAUCAUCUUAAAUCAGAAAGGGUGUCUCAAGACAAAAUAUUGCUGCAAAACAAACCCGAAACUUCCGGAGAGCUUUGCACCACGUUAUAUCGCAACGGACAGUCAUAAUCAUAUUUUGGUGUCAGAUACAAAAAACAAUUGUAUUCACAUCUUAGACUCUGAGGGUGUCCCUCUUACCGUACUAAAGUGUGGUCUUGUUCGUCCCUGUGGAAUUAGCAUUGAUAGUGACAACCACCUCUGGGUUGCUGAGCAGGCUGGAAAAGUGAAAAUCAUCAAGUUCUUGAAGUAG